Messenger RNA from Xenopus laevis (African clawed frog), 588 nucleotides. Its product is annotated as histone H2B 1.2. NCBI's taxonomy places the organism in Eukaryota, Metazoa, Chordata, Amphibia, Anura, Pipidae. The record is from RefSeq and is a predicted model, not a curated record. The coding region runs from base 153 to 533 and encodes 126 amino acids. The transcript has a single exon.
UUGACGUAGUCUUUGCAGUGGGCGUUUAGCUCAUGUGACAGAAAUGGCCAAUAGAAAACUCAAAGACAGAGCUGCCUCGUUUGCAUGAGAGGACUAUAAAAACGAUCAGCAAUACAGUGUAUAGAGACAAAGAAUAUUGAGUUUUGUUGAAAAUGCCUGAACCAGCAAAGUCCGCGCCAGCCCCGAAGAAGGGAUCCAAGAAAGCGGUGACUAAGACCCCGAAAAAAGAUGGGAAGAAGCGCAGAAAGAGCAGGAAGGAGAGUUACGCCAUUUACGUGUACAAGGUGAUGAAGCAAGUGCACCCCGACACCGGUAUUUCCUCCAAGGCCAUGGGUAUUAUGAAUUCCUUUGUCAACGAUAUAUUUGAGCGCAUUGCAGGGGAAGCCUCCCGCCUGGCUCAUUAUAACAAACGCUCCACCAUCACCUCCCGGGAGAUCCAGACCGCGGUCCGCCUGCUGCUGCCUGGGGAACUGGCCAAACACGCCGUGUCCGAGGGCACCAAGGCUGUUACCAAAUACACCAGCGCCAAGUAACUGCUCCUUCCCUUGUCCUACUCCCAACAACACAAAGGCUCUUUUAAGAGCCCGC